Neomonachus schauinslandi (Hawaiian monk seal) is the source of this 1817-nucleotide messenger RNA. RefSeq names its product PCI domain containing 2 (gene PCID2). The transcript is spliced from 13 exons. The coding region runs from base 108 to 1439 and encodes 443 amino acids. Gene Ontology annotation, cellular component: transcription export complex 2. The record is from RefSeq and is a predicted model, not a curated record. Gene Ontology annotation, biological process: poly(A)+ mRNA export from nucleus; post-transcriptional tethering of RNA polymerase II gene DNA at nuclear periphery; transcription elongation by RNA polymerase II. NCBI's taxonomy places the organism in Eukaryota, Metazoa, Chordata, Mammalia, Carnivora, Phocidae. Gene Ontology annotation, molecular function: double-stranded DNA binding; RNA binding.
GGAAGGCGGGGCAGGGGGGCCGCGGGCCGGGACGGACUGUGGGCCGGAAGUGAAGCGCCCGCGGCUGGGCGCGCAGGCCCCGCGCACUUCCGUCGGAGGGAACGGCCAUGGCGCACAUCACCAUCAACCAGUACCUGCAGCAGGUCUAUGAAGCCAUCGACAGCAGAGAUGGGGCAUCCUGUGCAGAGCUGGUGUCUUUCAAGCAUCCUCAUGUCGCCAACCCACGGCUCCAGAUGGCCUCCCCAGAAGAGAAGUGUCAGCAGGUUUUGGAACCCCCUUAUGACGAAAUGUUUGCUGCUCAUUUAAGAUGCACUUACGCGGUGGGGAACCACGACUUCAUCGAAGCGUACAAAUGCCAGACUGUCAUCGUCCAAUCGUUCCUGCGUGCAUUUCAAGCCCACAAAGAAGAAAACUGGGCUCUGCCCGUCAUGUAUGCCGUAGCACUCGACCUUCGAGUCUUCGCCAAUAACGCAGACCAGCAGCUGGUAAAGAAAGGGAAGAGCAAAGUCGGGGACAUGCUGGAAAAGGCAGCCGAGCUGCUGAUGAGCUGCUUCCGCGUCUGCGCCAGUGACACCCGGGCCGGCAUCGAGGACUCUAAGAAGUGGGGGAUGCUGUUCCUGGUGAACCAGCUAUUCAAGAUCUACUUUAAGAUCAACAAGCUACACCUGUGCAAGCCCCUCAUCAGAGCCAUCGACAGCUCGAACCUGAAAGAGGACUACAGCACUGCCCAGAGGGUGACGUUCAGGUACUACGUUGGGCGCAAGGCCAUGUUCGACAGCGACUUCAAGCAAGCGGAGGAGUACCUGUCCUUUGCCUUCGAGCACUGCCACCGCUCGAGUCAGAAGAACAAGAGGAUGAUUCUGAUAUAUUUGCUGCCAGUAAAAAUGCUGCUGGGUCACAUGCCGACCAUCGAGCUGUUGAGGAAGUAUCAUCUCAUGCAGUUUGCCGAGGUGACCAAAGCCGUCAGGUACCGUGUCCUUUUCCAUUUGGGGCUUUCAGACGCGGAGUUAAUUAUCAAAAGUCUCACACGUGUUGUGCGAGGGCUGGUCCUGGGCCUUGGUUUUCCUGACUGUGCAUGCACAUUUCUCCCCACACCCAGCGAAGGCAACCUUCUGCUCUUGAACGAGGCCUUGACGAAGCACGAGACCUUCUUUAUUCGCUGUGGCAUUUUCCUUAUCCUUGAAAAGCUGAAGAUCAUCACCUACAGGAAUCUUUUCAAGAAAGUGUAUCUGCUGCUCAGAACACACCAGUUGUCUCUAGAUGCCUUCCUGGUCGCCUUGAAGUUCAUGCAGGUGGAAGACGUGGACAUCGAUGAGGUCCAGUGCAUCCUGGCCAACCUGAUCUACAUGGGUCACAUCAAAGGCUACAUAUCACAUCAGCAUCAGAAGUUAGUUGUUAGCAAGCAGAACCCAUUCCCCCCACUGUCAACAGUGUGUUGACUGUGCACACACUCCGAGGACAGGACAGCCGUGUCUCCUCUAGCUUUUGUCUGCGUGGAUGGACUCGGUAUUGUCUGCAGCCAGACUCUGGGGCUCGUUUGCUGGCACACAUGACUCCUGGAAACCUCCAUGGUCACUCACAAGUCACAUCCGCCGUGCGGACAGCUGGAGCUCCCUCUUGAGAAAAUGGGCAUGUCCGUUCCUGUUGGAGCUGGGGAAGUGUCCAUGGAGGGCUCCGGCUCACUCUUCUUAAAAGCGUCUUCCUCAAUUUUUAUGUAACUUUUUCUGUAAAACGUCAUCCUGAAUUUAUACAGAUGGCAUAUUCUUUAUUUUAUCUUAGUAUUUUCAUUUGUUAAAUUAGAACAUUGUACAUGAUUA